GCAUUUCGGUGACAGCAUUUCUCAGAGUUAAGUCAUAAGACUACAUCAACGCAUUAAGUCAGACAUGAACUAAUCUCUAAGGAGCUAACUGACCGCAUUAAUGGUGGAAACGAUACAGAAGUGACAUGAAUGGUUCGAUAUAUUCAAUCUAAAACAUGGAGGUUUAUGACUUCAUACUCAGGACUCACUGGCUCUUUGUGACCACCCUGUGGAUCUGUGUGUGUGGAGCCAACGUUGACUCUCUACAUCAGUCAGAGGAGGGUGAGCUACUUAGAUUUCAUUUUCUGGAUUUUUAAGAUGAGAUCCAUAUUGAAUUUAAGAUAGCAUGUAGAUUAGAUUAGAUUAGAUUAGAUCUAAUAGAAUUAAAAAGGUGGUGGUGUCAAUAUGAUUAUAAGAAAUUAACAAACUGUUUUGAUGGUAAUGUCAUAUAUAUUUCAAACUAAGGAGCAUGUUUUGCUCGUGUUGGACUGUGUGUUGCUCCUGUGUUUUUCCCCAGGUGAAGUCACUGAUUGGUGAUCAGCUUCACCUGGUCCUGAGGGGGACUGCUUCCCUGUAGUCUCUCAUUUAGGAGAUGCUUAUUUUUUAGUACUGUAUGUAUAGUUAAUUUAUUAAUUUGUUCUUUAGUUAAUCUUUGUGAAUUAAUUCCUUGUCUGUUUUUAAUGAAUAAAUCACAUAGUUAAAUCUUGAAGGUGUUUUCUGUUACUUUUAGUGGGUCAAUGUGUAAAUAGAUGUUUUAGUUCAGUAUAAUGGUAAAUUGUAUGUUUCACAAUAUUUAAUGUUUAUUUAUCUGUAAUUGUUGUUCGUCCGAGCAACAGCCCAUCCCUUCUUCUUCUUCUUCUACUUUUCUUCUACUCCUUUUUUAUCCUUCUUCCUUCCUCUUCUUGUUUGUGCAUUUCAUGAAGCUGCUUACUAAACACAAAAACUUAUAUGUUACUAGUUUGAUUUGCGUUACUGUGGAGCUCAUGAGAGUUUCGACAUGUUUCAGGACACCAGCCAGUUUAUCCUCUGAGGACCAUGAACAUCUGAAUGAUGUUUAACCCAUCUGUCCUGUUGAUACAGAGGAAAGUCCCAGUAAUUGCAACCUCAGCAAGAAGAAAAAUGACGAAUCCUAACAACCAACUGAGCUUUGUAUGUUUAGGUGCUAACUCAGGAGAAAAGUCUCAUAAAAAAAUGAUUUCUGGACCGGUUCCUUAUUUUACAUUAUAACGAUCAGACUCAGAAAGAAACUUGAACAACAGUGUAUAGAAAAUACAUCAGUUACUGCCUUCACCAAAGAGUUAUGAUAUCCAAACCCACGUCAGUCUAAAGGGCUCUCUGUUAGAGUAAAUACUAUGUGAUUCAGAAAUGAUGAUCUUUGUAUGUAAUUGGAUUAUAAAGCUUAAUUUAUGUUGCAAUCAUUUUAACUGAAAAGUGAUGGACGGGGUGAAAUCUGACCCUCUUCUUUCUCCUGUGUUCAGAGAUUUUUCACUCAGACAAACAAACGACCCUGGGCUGGACAUCUAAACCUAACAGUAUGGUCAGUAGUUAUUAUUAUUAUUAUUAUUAUUGUUGUUGUUGUUGUUGUUGUUGUUGUUGUUGUUGUUGUUGUUGUUGUUGUUGUUGUUAUUAUUAUUAUUAUUAUUAUUAUUAUUAUUAUUAUUAUUAUUACCAUUAUUAAUUCAUUUAUUUAUUUAAUUUCCCUGCAGGGACAAUUAAAGUAUAUGAUGAAAAAAAUAUAUAUAUAUCAACAACCUCUACAUCAAACUUUUAUUUAUACAGAUUAUCUCAUUGAGACACAGGGUCUCAUUUUAUAAGAUAGACUUGAUAAAAUGGGGGUUAGGUUUGAGGGCAGAAAAGAUCAGUGGAUACAGUAUAGAUAUAAACAAACAUAUUUAUAAAUACAUCAAUGAAUAUAUACAGAAACAUAAAUAAGAAAACAUAUAGUUACAGCAACAAAGGUAAAUAUGUAUACAAAUACAUAAAUACACACACUUACUGUACAUACUCACAGGUAUACUGUGUUCAGGUGUCUGUCUCUUCAUGUCCUCAGUGGGAUGAGGUCCAUCUCAGAGUCAAGCAGUCACAGCGGCAGGUUCCAGUUCUUCAGGCGUGUGGUCAGCAAGUACAGAGGUCAGUUCUGAGUCACUGGAUGGAGCGUAAAGACGCUCACUACCUGCUGAUGGAUGUUUCAUUCGCACAAGAGGAAGAAACUUCAGGUCAGCUGAGUCCUCUGCAUGUCCACCUGUUUGACUCAGACACACGUGUCUCAGGGUUUCAGUAUGGUAGGUCGGUCCUAGACCUUCAGUCUUCCAGGCCAUUCCCAGCCACCACUCAUUCACAAGAAGAGCUGACUUACCUGCACAUGAGCCAGGGUCUUGAUUUGGGUCCAGUCAGCCGCAGAGGCUUUCAGAUCGGCUUCUCAUACUCAGGGACAUGUGUGUUGGUGACUUCCAUCAGACUGUACUACAGGAAGUGCUCUGACAUCACAGAUAACCUGGUCAGCUUCAAAGGGACGGGGUCUGGGUCUGGUCCUGUGAUUGGCUCCUGUGUGAGGGGGGCUGUGGAGGUUUCUCCCCCUGUUCGAGAGUGUAUGGUGGGCGGAGCCUGGGGCCCCCUACAGGGAGGCUGCACCUGUGGACCUGGACACCAUGUGACAAAUCAUACCUGUGCAGGUGAGGAGGCUGAGAGAGAGUUUUGUUUGAGUAAGUCACAGCACAUGUGUUUUUUGUUGGACUGUUUUUUUUUCUUUUGCUACUUAUUGUGAUAUAAAAACAAAGAAUAAUACUUCCUGUUUUCUUUUCCUGUUCCCUUCUCUCCGUUUCGAGGGUUUUGUUUCAGAGUUUGUCUUCAGAUAUUUUUAGGUUUUAAUGAGAGGGUGGAGGAAUAACAACAUCACAUUAGAGAUCACAGAGAGGUUUAUUUGCAGAAUGUCAAAGAUUAUUAGCAUUAUUAUUAUUAUUAUGAAUCUGUACUGACAUGUGUGGUUUGAAAGUAGGUUUUGAGUCAACCCACACACCCAGAUAUUUAUAUUUGUCUAUUUUCUGGAGUGCUCUGCCAUCAUUAUCAAAGAAUUAACAUCAGAUAAAGAAUUAAACUUAUCAAACCAUAAAAACAAAAUCAAACACAUUACAAAACAUAGACGAGGAGCUGAACUGUGACAGACAUGUUCUCUAUUUCCUGUUUCACCAGCGUGUGGGAAGGGCUUCUACAAACCAGCCAAUAACAGUGGAGGAUGUAGACUCUGUCCGUCAAACAGCCAUACACACACUGAGGGAUCAGAGACGUGUGAGUGUGUUCAGGGUUUCAGCCGCCUGACCUCGGACCCUGCUGACCUUGGCUGCACCAGUAAGAAAGAUCAAUGAAUCUUUUUUUACUCAAUCAAUCAAUCAAUCAAUCAAUCAAUCAAUCAAUCAAUCAAUCAAUCAAUCAAUCAAUUAAUCAAUCAAUCAAUCAAUCAAUCAAUCUUUAUAUAGUGCCAAGAGUUAUCCUUAGAUGCUAAGAUGUUAUUCAGCUCCUAUUCAGACCAUGUUUCUGUUUCCUGUCUGGUGGUCCUCAGAGCCCCCCUCCGCCCCCCUGAAUCCUUCGAUCCGUCAUCAGGAGGACUUGGUGCUUCUCAGCUGGGACCCUCCUCUGGACCAGGGAGGCAGAAAAGAAGUGAUGUAUGAUGUCUCAUGUGAGGAGUUGGUUGAUGAUGGAGGUCCAUGGAUAAACUGCAGACAGGAAGUCGUUUUCUCUCCUAACACCACUGGUCUGACCAGGACUUCAGUCAACAUUUCAGGACUGGAUCCAAAGACUAACUACAGACUGUCAGUGAGAGCCUGGAACCAGGUGUCAGGCCUGCAGAAAGUGCCACCUCCAUCCACCACAAGCAUCAGCCUAAACAGAUGUAAGAAUAUAUUCAUCUACGCUUUCAUGAAGAUUAUGAGAUUGUCUUACUGAAUUUAUUCUCACUCUUCAAUAUCCAGUAAUGACAAACAGAUCUUUGUUAUCUUAGUUAGAUCUUUGUUAUUAAAGUCAGUGUCAGAUCUUUGGUUUAAAAUGUGAUUUUCUGAUGAUGGAAAUAGUUCAUUAUAGCCCCAGUUUCAGUGAAACAACAGAAAACACACUUUUGAAGUUAAAGUCUUUGUCAUAUUUUUAAAUUUUAGGGAAAGAUCCCAAUACCAUCGCCAUGGUGACUGCGAACUCCAUCACGCCUGCGGUGGCUCCUCAGCAUGAAGCUCGUACCACCUCGUGGUUGAUUGUUGGAGUUUUAAUCUUUAGUCUGCUGCUCGCAGCUGCAUUUCCUGCUACUUUCUGUGUGCGGCGAUGCAAACACACCUUACACAGGUAAAACCCUAACCUGAACACCUCAUCCCUGUUCCUGACAAACUCAGGCUGGUCCUGCUCUACACACAUCAUAGUAGAAACAGAUCCACUCUCAUCCAAAAUCUUAAUGUUUUUGUACCUAACCCUCUUUGUCCUCAUAUCAGCUAAGUUGAUCAGAGUGGUUACAGAUCUUUGUUAUUUAAUCGAAUGUUUUCUUUAAAGGUCUGAACAGGAGGGCAAUCUUUUCCUGUUACACACUGGAGUUUCUUACCGACGUGCUCGAGAGGUGGUGACCCUCCCACUGCAGGAAAACAGUCAGACAGGUUUUAUGUCACUUAAAUUAAAAUGGUUUAUUUUGUGAUUAUCCAUUAAAGACAGUAUUAACAUCGUCUUUUACAAAACAGUCAAUAUAUGAUCAAUGUUUCUAUUAGUCUUUAUUUAUUUAAACUGUAAAUAUUAAUAAAAUAGAAUGAACCUUUUUAAUCUGAGCUGCUGAUUAUUUUUUAAUCACUGUGUGAUAAUAAUAUCUGUUAUCUGGAUCUCUAAUACGAUUUUUCAGCUUUUUGUUUUAAUAAAUAGGUAGAAUUAAAUGAUUUUGUUGGUGGAGGACAGGUGGAGCUGAGUCAAAUGUAAUUAAAGCAGAUAUAGAUUGAUAUAUGGGGAAAUUACUGUAAGAUUAUACUGUGAAAUAGAUAUUGAUGUUGGCCCUAAUUACUUUUUGAGGGAUACUGAUUUUCAUAUUUUGUGUUUCAGCUGGUGGAGGUGAGGUGCAGCUGUUCAUGUUUGGAGACAAACUGAAGAAUUUCCUGGUGGACAGAAACAAACUGACUCUGGGCAAAGAGCUGGGCAAAGGUCAGCUUACUGUCUGAGCGCUGACCUGAUAACUGUUUAUAAAUCAGUCCAGUUUAGAUUAAUAACUGCUCACUGAACAGUCCUGUCUAAACUGGAUAACUAAUCAAUCAACAGUCCAGCUUUAAAGUGUUAACAUGUUACUGAAUUCAGUUCAGUUUUGACUGUAUAACUGGUUAUUAAAAAGUCUAGCUUUAAUUUCAUUGAACACCAUUACCAGGUAACAGGUUUUUGAACAGUGGACCUUUAACUUUAUAAAUGGUUAUUUAACAGUCCAACUUUAACUAGAUUUCUAAUCGUUGAUCAGUACUGCUUUAACUUGAUUAGUGGUUAUUGAGAGGUCUAACUUUCACCAAAUAACUGGUCUUUGACUUCAUGUUUGUAUUGCAGGGGAGUUUGGUCUGGUCUAUGAGGGGCUCUUUUGUCCAGAUGAAGGUGUGAACAUGAAGGUUGCUGUGAAAACAGUCAGAGGUUAGUAUAAAACAAUUUUUUAAUCUGAAUUUUUCAAAAAAAAAUUUCUCUGACUUUCUGUGUUUGCUCAGUUGGUAUACACAGUCAGGCAGAGCUCCUCGAUUUUAUGAAAGAGGCUGAGAUCAUGCAGAACUUCCAUCAUGAAAACGUAGUCCGGCUUCUGGGUAAGGAGUUUUUUUUUUUUACCACACUGAUGAUUAAAAUGAUCAAAGCAGGCAUCCAGCUGCAUGAUAGAAAACCUGUUUUAAAUAGUGUGGCAUUUAAGGAUUCUAAUUCUUCUGUUACUGAGGGUAACUGAGAUAGAAGGGACCCUGUUGUUAACGUGAUUCGUGUUUGGCCUUUAGGGGUCGCUGUGCAGACAGAGCAGGACUCUCAUCUUCCUGUCCCCCUGGUUAUUCUGCCCUACAUGAAACAUGGAGACCUGAGACGGUUCCUUAUUGCAACACGUUAUGGAGACGUCCCAAUGGUUAGACAUUUUCAGACACUCACAGUGACUUCCCUCUGUCAGAGUCAGUGACUGAUCACCUACGGAUUGACCUGAUGUCAGUCAAAACUAGUCUCUGUGCCAACUUACAGAGGAGCACCUUCACUGAAAUCUUCAGGGGUUCAAUUUUUAAUGAACAUUUUACUGGAAUAAAGUCAGUCUGGUGUUAUUGCUGAUAAAAAAUUCAGGACUGGAGCUUUUUUUCACCCUAAAUGUCUUAAGUUUAAUGUCCAGUUCUAGUUUGUGCAUACUUUGUAAUUUCGGUGACAGUUUUUCUAACAUUUCAUGUUUAAUGUUUGCACAUAGAGGGCCAAGUUUACCAAAGUCAAAUUCCUUGUGUAUUUGUCCACGUACAUGGCCACUAAAGCUGAUUCUGGUUCUGAUUCUGAAAUGUGUGAAGUAGUCAAACAGCAUCAGAAUGAACCUCCUCGUCUCUUCAGUUCGUCCCUCUGCAGAGUCUGAUCCGCUUCAUGGUUGACAUCGCCACUGGGAUGGAAUAUCUGAGCUCACAGGGCUUCCUGCAUCGUGACCUUGCCGCACGAAACUGCAUGUGAGUCCACCAGGGGGCAACACUUGGGGUGACUGGUGUGGACAUUGUCCUCACAGACUGUCUCUGUCCUCUCUGUGCAUUUCUGUGUCUGUGUUCUCUAGGCUGGGGGAUGACCUCAGAGUGUGUGUUGCUGACUUUGGUCUUUCUAAGAGGAUCUACAGCAGAAACUACUAUCGUCAGAGAGUGAUAGUCAGACUGCCGAUUAAAUGGAUGUCAAUGGAGAGUCUAUCAGAAUCUGUUUACAGCACCAAGAGUGACGUGGUGAGUUCAAGGACGUUCUGUAAACCUGACAUCUCCUUACUCUAUCAGUCACAUGACCAGCAGAUAGUCACAGGAUCAGUGAUUGGCUCUGAAUGAUUAAAUGUUCUUCUGCUGCUCAGUGCAUUUCCAAAAUUUCGAAAAUGUGUUUAACUAGUUUGUUCAUGCUCUGCUUGUGUAAAAACAUGGUGGUGGAGGAUGGCUAACCAUCCUCCACUGCCACCUGUUUCCACGUAGAUUCACAAGACUCUGUAUAUAUAUUUAUAUAUUUAUAUAUGUCAAUAAUUCAAACAGACAAAUGAAUAUUUCAUUAAAGGUACAAUGUGCAGUAGUUGUAAAAUACACACAUUGUACCUUUAAAAUUAUUUAAAUAUAUUAGAAUUAUCUGUUUUUAAUUACAUCCUUUGAUUUGAUUUAAAUAUUGUAUUCGUUUUGCAUGUGACUGAUCUUUAAAGUAAAAUAAAAUCCAUUAAAUUCUUCAUAUAUUUUUUUUGUUUAAUAUAGCUCUCUGUUUUUAUUUAUAAUGUUAUACCUGUGUUUUGUUAAACAUACUUUGAUUUUAGUUUUAACAUGUUUCUGUGUGGUGCCCUCAGUGGUCCUUUGGGGUGACCAUGUGGGAGAUUCUGUCUCGGGGUCAGACUCCUUAUCCGGGGGUCCAUAACCAUGAGCUGCUGGAUCUGCUGAGAACAGGGUUCAGACUGAAACCACCACCAGAGGGAAACCUCAAACUGUGAGUGAGGAGACAACAACACAGCAUGUACACCCCAUACAUACAUAUGUUCAUUACAUUACAUUACAUUACAUACAUUUUUUUCAUGAUGUGUGCUGCUGACCUCUUAGCCAGGUCAGCCUUGUAAAUGAGAUCUUGUUCUCAAUGGGUUUCAUCGAGUUAAAUAAAGGUUGAACAUAUAAACAAAAAAAACUGCAGCACAACGUUAUAACACAUUUACACACACUAUUUACACACACCACAAUAACACAACAUUAUGAUGCAACAACUGAUAUCUAAACAUAAAAAACGUAUGAUAGUUUAGAAUUAAAGCCGCGUUCCCGUGCUACCAGUGAACACUCCAUCUCUCCCAUAGACUAGUCAUAGAAUGGACAUUAUCUGCCUCUUAACUGGGUGAAGCCUCAGCAAGAACAGCACCCCCUGGUGACUGGUUGCAGUACAUGUCAUAAACCCCGCCUCCUCCUGCAAAAUGAAUGGAGCUGUGGACAAACUUUGAAAAUUAAUUACACAGAAUAUUUCAGGAAAUGGAAAAAAUCCAAGAAAAACCAAGAAAUUUGACUUCAAAUUCAUACAGUGAUGGGAGGUGGAGCCACGUUGUCCAUUCUAUAUACAGUCUAUAAUAUCUUCAAAAAAAUUAUUUGACUUAAUUAAUCAAUUUAUUAGAUGUUUUAAGAUAUAUAUAUAUAUAUAUACAGUAUAUAUGUAUAUAUAUAAAUAUGUACUUUUUUCCCCCUUACCCUCCUCACAGAUAUGACGUGAUGAAGAGCUGCUGGGAGGAGGAUCCAGCUCUGCGUCCAGACUUUGGGGAUCUGGUUCAGACUCUGAGAGAUGUUAUGUCUGAGCUGCCAGAGCUUGAGGCGUGCGAGGAGGCAAACUACAUCAACCAGGGUCUGCAGGCUGCUGCUGCUACUCCUCACAGUGACAAGAGAGGGGAGAACGUUUACCUGAGUGCACCUGUCGGGGCUGCAGUCAGAUUAGAGGAUGUGGAAGAGGAGGAUGGAUACCUGAGGUACAUGAAAGGGGAGGAGGAUAAAUCAAAGCAGGAGUUUCAUUAAUGGUGGACCUCUGAUGAAGACAGAAUGUUUACCCUCUGAGGACAUAUUGGAAGCUUAAAGAUCUGUGCUCUGGUGAUCUUUGUUGCAUAUCAAACCUGAGGGAAACAUGCCGUCAGUGAGCGAAGAAUGACUCUGAGGCACAAACAUUUCCAUGAACCAGAUGACUCUGAAGAGGCGAACUAGAGCAAGACUAUUACUGUACAAGUCUAACAGGUUUAAAUGAUAUAAACAUACUAACUGAUCUACAUCUUCAUCAUCUCCAUCAUCAUUCUAACCAACAUCAAAAUCAUCAUCAUUAUCAUCUUUGUCUUCAUCAACCUUAUCAUCUUCAUCGUCAUCAUCACCAUCUUCAUCAUCACAUCAUCAUUAUAACUGAAAUCAAAAUCAUCAUUGUUAUCAUAAUCAUCAUAAUCAUCAUCAUCAUCAUCACCAUCAUCUUAAUAACCUUCAAAAUAGACCAGGACGUCAGUAACAUCGUCAGCUUUUGAAUGUCUGUGUUUUUCCCCUAUCAAAACAAAAAAAAGCUUUUUCCUUUUGGUAAAUUUCUUGUGCAUAAACAGAAAUAAAGAGAUGUCAUAUUUCAAACAGUACAGUAAAAAUACUUAUGACCUGAACAGUAUAGCAUAAAAUGUACCACAUGGUGAUUAAAUGCCACUAACUGUUUUGCUGUUUGUCAUGAAGGUAAAGCAAAAAAAAAAAACAGCAAUAAAAUGAAUGUCCAUUUAUUAAAAAAAGAUUUAGCUUUAAACACAGGUGGCACACAGAACAAAUAAAAUACCUGUGAACAAAAA
Xyrichtys novacula (pearly razorfish) is the source of this 9472-nucleotide messenger RNA. The record is from the annotation of a GenBank genome assembly. Lineage: Eukaryota; Metazoa; Chordata; Actinopteri; Labriformes; Labridae.